Molecule: messenger RNA, 513 nt
Organism: Nematocida minor
Lineage: Eukaryota; Fungi; Microsporidia
Product: serine/threonine-protein phosphatase 2B regulatory subunit
Exons: 1
Coding region: 1-513 (170 amino acids)
Molecular function (GO): calcium-dependent protein serine/threonine phosphatase regulator activity; calcium ion binding
Source: RefSeq, a predicted model, not a curated record
AUGGGCACGGUGUUUAGUGGGCUUACGAAAGAGGACAUGAAGACAGUGAAGAAAACCGGAUGCAGGCUUCCGUCUGAGCAGAUAGAAAUACUCUACAAGCGGUUCAAAGAGCUGGACAAGGAGGAGAUCGGGCGCGUGUACAUGGAUCAGCUGCUCUGCAUACCCGAAAUAAGCAUCAAUCCGCUGGGAGAAAGAGUUGUGAGAAAAAUAUGCGGAAAAGACGGGAAAAUCGACUUCAAGGGAUUUGUGCUGGCAAUUACCGUGUUUAGCAAGUACUCCACAAACGAAGAAAAAGUAAACUUCUUUUUUGAGCUGAUAGCAACAGACGGAACCAUAACGAAAGAGAGCCUGCAGGACAUAGCAAAAGACCUCUACGCGGGCGACGAGGACAUGGAAGGGGUCAACCUGGGAAUCGAUGAAGUGUUUAGAGUGUACGAUCGAGAGCACAAAAAUUUUAUUGAGUGCAAGGACUUGAAGAAGAUGGACUGCAAUGCUCUGGGAAACAUAUUUUGA